This is a messenger RNA of Carassius carassius (crucian carp), 2776 nucleotides long. RefSeq names its product coiled-coil domain-containing protein 158-like. Bases 422 to 1801 code for a protein of 459 amino acids. The transcript is spliced from 13 exons. The record is from RefSeq and is a predicted model, not a curated record. NCBI's taxonomy places the organism in Eukaryota, Metazoa, Chordata, Actinopteri, Cypriniformes, Cyprinidae.
GACGGCUUCGUUGCGCAUGUUUGCAGUGCACACUAGCUAGCAAGUUAGGCUCGGUAGCUUUGAUCAAGUCUGGCUGAAGAUGCAAACAAAAUAAAUUAACCUUAAAAGUAAAACUGUGUGUACUCGCAAUUUAAUUCGUAGCGAAAGCGAAUAUCACCGUUAUACAGGUGACUAUCUGGCUAUCAAAAAUAAAGCUGAUAAACAUGAUCUAAACCACCUGUUGUUUUCCACCGGAAGUCAUUCAGCGCGCUGUUUCUCCAGAACAAACCUCUGUUGUACUGUUGGGAGAGAAGACAUCUGCAGGUGUUGUUGAAGCAGCAUGGACUGCAGCAGGUCCAUGGCCAGCUGGGAUGGGUCCAGGCUCUGCUGAAGGUCAUGAAGGCAGAGGCAGAUGACAGGGUGGUGAACACAGAACUGGAAAAUGGAUAUUAUCUCAAAUCACAGCCGUACUUUGGAGAUGCAACAGUGUUUUACUAACCAGAUCGAGCGGCUCCGAGGGGAGAAUCAACAACUGAAGGCGGCCUUGAGACAGGCAGAGUUCAGACUCAGCACAGUGGAGAGAGAGAAGGCCUGUCAGCAGGCUGCGCUCUCAGAAAAGAUCUGCAAUGUUGAUCAGCUUACUUCAGAGAAACAGCAGAUGACCGCUGAGCUGGGAGUGUGGCGUAUGCAGCUUACCCUGCUGAAAGCAGAGGGACAGGAAGCUUUGAAAGAGCUGCUCGGCGGUAAAACCUGUGAGCUGGAACAAGAAAACCUGAAACUUCAGAGCCAGCUGAAGACUCUACGGGCUGAGCUGGACCAGACCAACAGUUCCUUGAGAACACUGGAGGCGGCUGAUGGUCAUGGUCUUAAAGUUGCUCUGGGAAUGCAGAAACAGAUCACUUCUAAAAGGGAGCAGAUUGAUUUCCUGCAAAGCCGAAUUCAGCUGCUGGACGAGACCAUAGAGAAGCUCAAGAUGGAGAAACACCGUCAGGCAUUACUGGUUAAGAGACAGACACAAGAGCUGUUGUCAGAGAGGGAGAGCAGGAGAAGACUGGAGUCUGAAGUAGAGGCUCUGUGCUCUAAAGAACGAGAGCUCAAAGGCAAAGCAGAGAGACUGGAAGCAGCUUUAUACAAGAUGUCUGACAGUUUUGCUGAAUGCCAAGACUUUAUUCAGAAGCAGGAACAGGAACUUAUGAGGCUGAAACUGCAGCAUACAUUAGAUAUAAAGGAAUUGCAAAGCCAGAAUUGGCGUACCGUUUCCAGAUCUCCAGUAAGCAGCUGUAUCCUACAGACUCAUAUUCCACUCGCUCAGCAUAAUGUUAAUGGCCUAAUGGAGAUGAGAGUCUCUGACCCCCGCGUGGAGCUGAAGAGUUUUCUAAGAGACCUGCGUGGUGGGAUUGCUGAAGAGAAAGAACACACUACCUUGAGCUUCAGGAGGAAACCCGAGGAAGACCACAAAUCUAGACAACCUAUAGGCACUAAAGGUCCUGAAAGUACCCCAAGGCCAGUUGAAAGAAAAAACAGUUACAGUGAGCCGGGAUCCUUCAGAACUUCUGAACCGAAUAAGCAGGAUCACGCCAACCCUUUAUCAGCUGACAAUAAUGCAGUGUGUUUUAGAGCAGGACAGACAUGCUGUUCCCGCUCUGUUUGUGCAACAGGACGCAGGUCUCCUGUGCACCUUCUCCUCACUUCUGAUCUUCCCACUGACAGAAACUAUUGGCUGGAGAUGGAGCGCCCUGCCUACGCUAAUCAGAUAUCUGCCAGCAAUCAAGAUGAGCUCACAGGACAGGCAUCUCAGAAAAUCAAGCUGGACAGACCGUAGAAGCUACUAAAGGAUGUUGGCCUGAAUGACACUGUUCUUGUUUAUUCUCAAUAGGACUUUGUCGAAAACGGCUGUCAAAACAGAUAAUAGUGACACUCGCACUGUUUGCUUUCUUCAUCGCAAAUAAAGUGGAUUUGAUAUUUGUUGGCUAAACAGACAUUUGAAUUUGAAAUGCAGAAACCAAGAACAUUUCAAUGUGCUGCAUAAUACAUCCCCUGUAACAUGGCAGUAUUAUUAACAUAUCAAUAAAGUGUGGGCUAUAUUUUUUGAAUCACUUAGAUUUUUAUAACUGCGUUGUCAUCGGACCUCACACAGCUGCUCUGGAGAAGCUGCGCUGACUGAGCCAGACGGCUGCUUUUGAACGCUGUUGCUGUACUUUGAUGCCAUAUGUAACACUGCGGUACUUCAGUGCCAUACUUAAUGACAUUACUAACCAGCAUGCAGAGCUUGAAGUCAGAAGCCAGUCUUUCUGUGCAGCACUGCAUGUAGUUGAACUCUCCUACAUUGGACCUUCGAUAGGCCCAGUCCUACCUUUUGUUGCAUCUACCUUUUUUAAGGGCCCUCUGAACUGCCUUGAAACGUGCAGCAUUAUUCAAUGUGUUUAUGUAAUAUCCACUGGAACAGGAAGACAGGGCGGGACAUAUCGAGGACAAACAUUUAUUAAUUUCAGCCCAUGUUAGAAUAUUAUAGACAGUCCAUUUUUACCCUUUUAUGAGCACAUUUUCCUGCUGCUGACAAGCUUGUCCAAGUUAGCAAAACUAGCUAAGGGAGGCGGAGCUUAACAACAGGAAAAUUGUGCCCUUAUUGAAGAUGUUGCAGGGGUCUGUAUUGUUCUUUUGGUUUAUGAUUGCCAAUGAUUUGUUCUGCAGGAAUGUAGUUUUAUAAAGGCCUAGAAAAGAGGACACGCUUCUAAAACAAGAUCUAAACAAUAGAUUUAUUUCAUUUUGCAUAAAGAAUGAGAUUUUUGAAAUGAAA